This is a messenger RNA of Chilo suppressalis (striped riceborer), 1905 nucleotides long. The record is from the annotation of a GenBank genome assembly. Lineage: Eukaryota; Metazoa; Arthropoda; Insecta; Lepidoptera; Crambidae.
GACCAUAGGAAAAAGAGAGAGAACGAACAAGCAAGAGCAGAAGUCAUUGUUUAUGUGCCGCGGAGCGUUGUGUUCAGUGAUUUUACGUGAUGGCGUUCAUAAAUUUAAUUUAUUUAACGUUUCUAUGCUGUUUCAUUAGUUUUGCAAACAGCCAAAGGACUCCGACUAUUUCGCACAUCACCCAAGAGCAGAUAAGAGACAUUGGGGGCCAAGUAGACUUAGAUUGCUCUGUACAUUACAGCAAUGAAUACCCUGUCAUUUGGGUUAAAUACGAUCGUCUGAAAACCACUGAGUCUAUACCAUUGUCCAGCAACGCAGGUCUUAUUAUAAGGGAUUCUAGGUUCUCCCUGAGGUACGACGAUGCCACAGCCACGUAUACACUCUCGAUAAAGGACAUACAAGAGAACGACGCCGGCUGGUACCAAUGCCAAGUGCUAAUUUCCAUCAGUAACAAGAUCACUGCUGAAGUUGAACUGCAAGUACGAAGACCGCCUAUCAUAUCCGACAACUCGACGAGGUCCAUUGUAGCUAGCGAGGGAGAGAAUGCGAAAAUGGAAUGUUACGCCGGUGGUUUCCCGCCACCGAAAAUAACAUGGCGUCGUGAAAACAACGCCAUCUUACCUACCGGUGGCUCCAUCUACAGGGGUAACACCAUAAAGAUAAAUGCAGUGCACAAAGAAGACAGAGGCACAUAUUACUGCGUAGCAGAAAACGGUGUUGGUAAAGGGGCCCGUAGAAAUAUCAAUUUGGAAGUGGAAUUCGCUCCUGUAGUCACAGUGCCACGCCCACGGUUGGGACAGGCUCUCCAAUAUGAUAUGGACUUGGAAUGCCAUGUGGAAGCUUAUCCCCCACCCGCUAUCACUUGGCUGAAAGACGAAAUACAGCUUUCUAACAACCAACAUUACAGGAUAUCUCACUUCGCCACGGCAGACGAAUUCACCGACACCACAUUGCGUGUGAUCACGAUCGAGAAACGACAGUACGGCAUGUUCACUUGCAAAGCUCAGAACAAGCUGGGAACGGAUGAAGGCAGAGUGGAGUUGUUCGAAACCAUCAUUCCCGUAUGCCCGCCCGCUUGUGGCCAAGCGAGAUAUGGCGGCGCCGCGUCGAUAGCUCCGUCCGCAGCUACUAUAUUAGCUCUCCUUGCUACCAACGCCGCUGCGAUGUUCGCGAGAGUCUUCAGUACCAAACAUUAACUACAGAGGUUUGAGGCCGGAUCCGUUGUACUAUUCAAAGUCUGAAUCGUCACAUAUCUCGACUAUAUCACUGAUAUUUUGUACUUUACUACCGUUUUAUUUCAACUGGUAACAUUUUGGUAGGAAUAACAUUGCUACGACAAGCGGUUACCUAUGUUAAGGCUUUAAAAAACCCUCAGUGUUUGCAUGUGUAAGAACUACCAAAUAUAUAUAUAUGAAACAAUAACAAAUAAAUUAACAACACUUGCAGAAAAAAUAGGGUCCUUCAAAGGUACGGAAACUUUUAAAAUUGCAGUGAGAGUGGGACCCUUAUGCAUGGCCAUAGUGAAAGCACCAUGAAUUCUAAAACUAAAAUAAGGUUCACCUUAUGAUAAAAUACAUCAAAGGAUAAGGUAUUUGUUUCGAAAAUAACUAUUUUAAAAUAAUCGCCUAUAAAGGUGAUAGUUGCUUGCGCUGAAUGUAGCUAUAAGUAAAGGAAUUCCUCCCAUUUUUUUAUAUGGGCUUCAAACGAAAAUGGCCUUUAGUGACAGGCCUACAACCUUUGCACGUAUUAAAAGAAUUUCUUAAUCUUUUGUAAGUAAAAACGUGUCGGUAUCAGAUCAUGUGACACCUGUCAAUUGUUCACAUGACAGCUAGUGUUUAGGAAAGUAGUGAUUAUUAAUACAUAGAUAUACAGAGAACUUCUGUCAAAUGUCAAAACGUCAAAUUU